AUGAAGGCCCUCGUCUUCGAGACGGCAACCCGCACCGCCUCGGUCAAGGAGGUGCCCCGCCCCGUGCCGGGCCCCGGCGAGGUGCUCGUGCGCGUGCACGCCGUGGCCCUCAACCCCGUCGACCAGAUUCACUUUGCGGGGCCCAUCGCCGCGCAGACCGAGCGCGUCAUGGGCACCGACUUUGCGGGCGUCGUGGUCGACUGCGGGCCUGCCACCGCGAGCUCAAGCGAGCACGAGAACGGAGACAGGGACGAGGACGCGAGGACCGUGGAGGGGGCGCGCGUCGCUGGGUUUGUUCAAGGAGCUUCAUCUGCCAACGACAGGCCCGGUGCGUUCGCCGAAUACGUGGUUGCGCCGUAUGACCUCCUCUGGACGAUCCCCGAGGGGCUCUCCUUUGAGGAGGCGUCCACCAUCAGCAUGUGCGGCCUCACCGCCGCGCAGGCCCUGUUCCCUCGCUUCGGACUGCCCAGCACCUUUUCCAGCUCCUCCCCCUCUCCAUCCCUCUCGGAGCUCCUCCCUCAACACGCAACCCCAGUGCCAAACAACGACUCGUCAUCGCUAUCGUCAGCAUCGUCAGCAUCACCCAUCAGCAUCUUCAUAUACGGCGCCUCCACCUCCCUCGGCAUGUUCGCCGCACAGCUCGCGCACGUCGCCGCCCGCGCGUCCGGCCGACCUCUGCGCCUCAUCGGCGCGGCGAGCGUGUCCCGCCACGGCACGUUGCGGGCGGCGCCGUAUGGGUACGACGUGCUGGUGGACUACCGCGACGCGUACUGGGUGGACAAAGUGCGCGCGGCGACGCCGGGUAGUAGGGGCGUGGACUACGCGCUCGAUGCCAUCUCGGAACGGGAUACGGUGGCGAGGGUGCACGACACGCUGGCCGAGGGCGGCAAGUAUCAUGUCUUUCGUGGGCCCGAGGGGGGCAAGUAUGAUACCAAGGGGUUGGCGGUCCAGCCGGUGUAUGGUGCGGUGUGGGAGGGUUUGGGCGUGGAGAUUGACUAUGGUGGCGGCCUCAUCUUCCCGGCCAGCCCCGAGGCGAGACGCUUUGCCGUCGACUUUUUCCGGUUUCUGAGCUCGGGCGCCAAGGCAGGCGAACAGGUGAAGCUGCACCCGAAUCCGGUGCGCAGGAUGCCCGGUGGGCUGGAGCGCAUCGUGCCGGAUGGCUUUGCCCUACUGUCCGGCCUGGUGUCGGAGCGGGGGCAGGGGCGCGGGCUGCCACGGCGGGACGAGGAAGGGGAGAAGGAGUACAUGCGGCCGAUUAGCGGCGAGAAGUUGGUUUAUGCCAUUGCGUGA
Messenger RNA from Purpureocillium takamizusanense, 1290 nucleotides. RefSeq lists its product as uncharacterized. The transcript is spliced from 3 exons. The record is from RefSeq and is a predicted model, not a curated record. Gene Ontology annotation, molecular function: oxidoreductase activity, acting on NAD(P)H. NCBI's taxonomy places the organism in Eukaryota, Fungi, Ascomycota, Sordariomycetes, Hypocreales, Ophiocordycipitaceae. The coding region runs from base 1 to 1290 and encodes 429 amino acids.